AUGGGCAGCUCCGCCCUCGUCCUGGCCCUUGGCCUGCUGCCCGCCCUUGCGAGCGGGCACGCGUUUCUCACCAAGCCCGAGAUGCGCGGCGGGGCCUCUGGCAACGUCGACAACGGCUACUGCCCGCAGUGCCUGGGGUCCACCGACCUUCCGAUGGCGACCUGCGGGAACGCCCACUUCCUGGACGCGGUCGGCCCGGUCACCGAGCUGCGGGCGGGGGAGCUUGCCGAGUUCGCGAUCACCGUCACCGCCCACCACAAGGGGCACUUCGUCUUCCGGCUCUGCGACCAUCGCCUGGACAGCCAGGCCGGUGGCUACCAGGCGCAGGAGGAUUGCCUGAACGAGCACGUCCUGAGCCGGGCCAGGCCAGAGGAGGUCCACGCGGACUGCCAGCGAGACGACCCACGCGGCGAUUGUCAGCCCUACGACGAGGCUAAUCCUGGACAUUGGUACCUCCCACCCCAUAGCGGGUCCCACCUCGACCGAGCGCAGCACCGCUUCCACUACUGGAUCCCCGCCGACCUCACGUGUGAGAGCUGCACGCUGCAGUGGUGGUGGAUGAGCGCGAACAGUUGCACGCCGCACCCAGACGCCUACAAGUGCUAUUUCCAGGAGAUGGAGCGGCAGGGGUGGGACGCGAGCGCGUGGUGCGAUGGCGUGUGCUCCUACCAGGGCGAGUGCCCAGCGGAGCAGAGCGCCCCCGUGCUCUGCGGCGAGCAGUUCAAAAACUGCGCGGACGUCCGGGUGGUGGGGGGCGGAGCCACCAGGGGCCCCACGCCCGCACCAGCGCCCACUCCUGUCUCGGCUCCGACCGGCGCGCCGACCUCCUCGCCGACCGCGCCGUCAGGCAGCGCGUGCGUGCAGAAUCUGAACUGCGCCGUGAACGACUGGUGCGCCGAUUCCACCUACGCCGGCUGGUGUCCGCUGCACCCCGCGGGGGACUGCCCCUCGCCGCAGUGCGUCGCGAGCAGCCCCGCGCCGUCUCCAGAGCCAGAGCCGGGGCCCGUGCCAGAGACCGAGGGGAGCAGGCAGCUGGUCGCGUUCGUGGAGAAUUGGUUGCCGUGCCCGAGCCUGGACAAGGUCCAGGGCUACGACAAGGUCAUCGUCUCCUUCGCGGUCAGCUACGCGUGGAACCCUGUGAAGAACCAGUGCGAUCAGAGCUGCACCAUCGGAAUGCCCGCCACGUGCGACAACCAGGCCAAGCCGGACCUGAUCGCGGCGUGGCGGCAGGCGGGCACCAAGGUCUUGCUCUCGUUCGGCGGCGCGGGCAUGGGCGGGAGCUGGGCGGGCGACGUGAACGACUGUUGGGAGCACUGCUUCGGGAGGGUGGACAGCGUGGUGAGCCGCCUGGUGGAGAUAAUCGACAGCCAGGGCUUCGACGGCGUAGAUAUCUAG
This is a messenger RNA of Prorocentrum cordatum, 1395 nucleotides long. NCBI's taxonomy places the organism in Eukaryota, Dinophyceae, Prorocentrales, Prorocentraceae. The record is from the annotation of a GenBank genome assembly.